Molecule: messenger RNA, 2571 nt
Organism: Ziziphus jujuba (common jujube)
Lineage: Eukaryota; Viridiplantae; Streptophyta; Magnoliopsida; Rosales; Rhamnaceae
Product: F-box protein At2g32560
Exons: 5
Coding region: 996-2213 (405 amino acids)
Molecular function (GO): protein binding
Source: RefSeq, a predicted model, not a curated record
AAAGAGAGAGAGAAAGAGAGAAAAAGGAACGGAAAGGAAAAUUAUAAUGAAGUUCUGGGUGAACUCGGAAAUACCCUGUUUGUUUCUUUAAUCAGGUAACAAGCUUCUGGUAAUAGUAAUUAUUGGUAUGUGCUUCUUUUUUUUCUUUUUUUUUUAUUGCUCCAGUUUUUUUUUAAUUUAUUUUUAUAGCAACGUGGAAUUGUGAAGUUAAUUAACAAAUCUUGUUUUCUAAUCCACGUAAUUUUGGUCCCCUUCUACCUACCAUACAUUUGUUUUACAUGUAUUUCAUUUUCCAUGGAUAUAUUUUUGGGUUUUCAUUUCAAACUACCGUUAGAUUUUGACAAGUGGAUUUCUUAAUCUUCAUUUAUCCAUCCAAUAAUUUGAUGGGUUCUCAUCAUCUAAAUCUAAAUCUAAGAUAAAAAAUUUUGUCAGAUUUUAUUCUUUUUUUUUUUUUUUUUUAAGAACAAAAAAGAAAAGAAAGUUCCUUCAUGUGAAAUUCUUCUAAAUCUUAAGACUGACAGCUGCCCUCCACUGUCCGUAUCAGUUUUGGUUCUUUCAGUUUCGUGGGAAUUCACUGUAUCUGGAUGCCAUUUGCAUAUGCUGGUAGCUAGACUCCAUGUUAAUUUGUUCUACAAAUUGAGUAUGGUACAUUAACUACCAGCAAUCAAAACUAGUCGGCUGCUGUGUCGGAUAUCCCUAGGCCUUCAAUUCAUAAGAUUGUGAUAAAGGUCCACCUGGUUGCUCUGUCCAUUUUUGCCAAUCUAGCAGCCUCUUAUCUGCCAUUGGUGAAUCUUUCUUUAUUAAAAACUACAAGGAGAAAACAAUUUUUAACACAACUUUCUUUUGCACCACACUUUUCAUAUAGAUGGUUGCAUUUUCCACUGCUUCAUGUUUGCAGUUCUAAUUAAGCUCCUUCUUUCAUCAUCUUUUCAUUUUUGAUGUACAUGAUCUCAAACUGAAUAUUAGCCCUUUGAAAUAAACUUUCACUCAAUCCAAUGCUUUACUUCUUAAUCUCCUGUGUCUCCUUCAUUCUUCUUUCCAAGUCCUUCACUCACAAACCAAUCAAGUCAUCAUGGGUGGGUAAGCUAAACUUGUUAUCUACUUGGCUGUGGGGGGAAAUUUCCAGUUUUCUUGUCUCCUGGUUCCGAAAAAGUAGAAUUGUUCUGGCUUCUUUUCGAGUCCCUACAUCCCCUCCUCUGAAGAACAUGAGUGGUAGUUUGAAAGUGGAGAAUGUAGAAGAGAAAGAGAGGAUUUCCCUGCUGGAUUUGCCUGAUUUGACCUUGGAAUGCAUUUUUGAGCGGCUUUCGCCAGUCGGGUUAUGCAGUAUGGCUGGGGUUUGCACUUCUUUGAGGGAAAAAUGCACAAGUGAUCAUCUAUGGAAGAAACACAUGAAGCAGAGGUGGGAUGGGGUGCUUGGUGAUGCUGCUUAUAGAGAAUGGCGGUCACAUAUAGCCUCAAGCAGGAGAUUCAGCCUCUCUGACCAAAACAAGAAGAGAGGUCUUUGUGAGUCUCUUUGUAAUCUCUGGCCUCUUUCCUGGAUUAGAAUUAGAUCGCCCAAACUAGAAAACAGUAGCAAGGCAAGGAGUAGAUUACCGGCUGAUUCCAUCAUGGGUUUGUACCUUUCCCUUGAGAGUGGCAAGUUCUGGUUUCCAGCUCAGGUCUAUAAUCGAGAGAAUGGUCAUGUUGGGUUUAUGCUGUCAUGCUACGAUGCCCUACUUAGCUAUGACUCUCAGACUGACACCUUUCAGGCAAGAUAUUCUCCUCAUGCCCGGAGGACAAUAGAGGAUAACAUACAGUGGGAUAGGCUUAGAGCACCACCGAUUGAUACUCCUCCAAAUAUGCUUCAUGAAUCUGAUUGUUUACAUGACUUGAAACCGGGUGAUCAUAUUGAGAUUCAGUGGAGAAGAAACAGGGAGUUCCCUUAUGGUUGGUGGUAUGGUGUUGUUGGACACUUGGAAUCAUGUGAUGGAAUUGAAAAUCGCUGCAGCUGUCAUUAUAGUGAGGAUUGGGUUGGAGUGGUUGCAGAAAUGGUGAUAUUGGAGUUCAACCAGUACACUCCAGGAUCAAGAUGGAGAAGAACAAUGAUAAAUAGGAAAGAGCAUAGAGAAGAAGGCAAUGAGGCAGAUGGAUUUUAUGGAGGCAUUCGAAAACUUUACCAUCAGGAUGAGAUUUCAAUGUGGAAACGGCGUUGGCCUACCAGAGUCCUGGAUUAAAACUUGCAUAAAAAAUUCCUCAUGCUCUGGAAAUUAAUACCAAGCCCCAUCUUUUUUGGUCCAUCUCUGCUUGUCAUGAACAACAGUUCAUUCAUAUAUAAUGUACAUACAGAGAGAAGAGAAAGAAGUAGGCAUUAUAUAUAUAUAUAUAUAUUUAUAUGCUUCAUGUUUCUGUUAGUUUUGCAAGGACACAGGCCCCUUGAAGAGAGAGAGAGAGUGUGUGUGUGUGUGUGUGUGUGUGUGUGUAUAACUUGGAAUGUACAGUCGACGUAAUUCUCUACUUUAUUUGACACAUAAUUUUGUAGUUAUUUUCUUCAUAUUUCUAUAAGUAGCUAUAGCUUUAGCUUCUUUUUUUUUU